AUGAUUAGGAUUCAGCGAAGAUGCUUCAAUUGGAGGGAUUCGAUGAGAGAAGGAGCGUUUUCGCAAGCUUUUGAUGGGGAAAAGAGACCGACGCAUAUUAUUGUGGGAGCUGGGAGUGCGGGAUGUGUUUUGGGUGAGCGAUUUUGGGGGAAAUUGAAGGAAAUCUGUAUUUUUCUAUUGAAAAUUUUAAAUAUAGUUUGAAUUUCAGCCUUAAAAAAUAUAGUUUGAAUUUCAGCCUCACUGUUUUGAGCCAGAGUCCAAUAUGAGCAAUGUCCAAAAAUUUAAGUUCAACUCGAAUUGAAAGCUGGGCUAUAACUAAAAAUAAUUAAAAUUUGAUAGAAAAAUUAUUUUAUAUAAAUUUUAGCUCUAAUUUUAUAAUUAACGUGAAAAAAUUGAGCUAUAAUUGAAAUCAUUGAAAAUUUUAGCUGUGGCUCAAGUACAUGACAACUUGAUUAAUCGGAGCAAUGUCUUAAAAUUGGAGCCAUAACUAGAAUCAUUGAAAAAUUUAGCUGUAGUUUAAAUUUGAGCUGAAACCUGGGAAUUUGAUUAAUAUGAGCAAUGUUCUAAAAUUUAAGCUAGAAUAAUUAAAAAAAAAACUAUAACUAGAAUCAUUAGAAAAUUUAACUGUAGCUCAAAUUCUAGCUAUAACUUUAGUUAUCUGAAAUUUAGCUGUAGCUUAAAUUUGACCUAACAAGGAAAGGUUUUCAAUGUUCCCCCAAGGAAAAAAUCGAGAGUAUGUGGAAUGUUGAGGGUUCCCAUGGGUAAGAAAAACCCUAACGGGAAUAAGGAGAAAAAUGCCUUGUUUUAGAAAAUUUUGGUGUUAUUGAUUUUUGCGAUGAAAUUUUUUAGAAAAAUCGAAACUUUUUUCAAAAUUGAUGAAAAAUGUCGGUCCAAAAAUCCAUUUGUAGCGCAAACGGCGUACUUUAGUAUUACUUCGACUAAAAUUAGGAAUAAAAUAAUUUUGGUCCCAAAAGUCCACUAAAUCAAAAAUCCAGUUUAAAAAAUUCAUAGAAAAUCAACGUUUUCGUUGUGAAGGAGAAGUUUGUGUGAAUCGAGACUAUGAUUUUCGGAUUCUACGGACCAAAUUACGUCUGUUGACCGUCAUAAAUUUUUCAAGUUCCGUUCAUUUGAAAAUUGAAAAAAUUAUUUUUUGUGUUUUUUGGUGACCAUUUGAUCAGAAAAACCCCGACUAAAAAAACCAAAUUUCAAAAAAUGUCUAAUUUUUUGAUAAAAAGUUUCACAAACACGUAAUCGACCAUUCUGAACAACUUCCACGACUCAAAAGUUCAUGAAAUAGAUUCAAAAUCGAGUUACAGAUGCUCUAAAAAUCAAAAAAUGGUGUAAAAAUCGACCUAAAAUACAUUUUUUCUCGAGAAUAAGGCAUUUUUCUCCUUAUUCCCGUUAGGGGUUUUCUUACCCACGGGAACCCUCAACAUUCCACAUACUCUCGAUUUUUUCCUUGGGGGAACAUUGAAAACCAUUCCUUGUAAAACCUAAAAAUUUGAUCAAUCUGAGCAAUGUUCUAAAAUUUGAGCCAUAACUAAAAUCAUUGAAAUAUUUAACCCUAGCUUAAAUAUGAGCUGAAACCUGGAAAUUUACUUAAUCUGAGCAAUAAAAUUUGAGCUAUAACUUUAGUUAUCUGAAACUUGAGCUGUAGCUUGAAAUAUCUGAAAUUCGGGCUAAAAAUUGACUUAUUUGUAAAUUUGGGUUUUAGCUUAAAUUAUUAGAGAAAUUUAGGUAUAGUUCAAAAUAUUCAAUCUGAGCAACUUAGUUAUCUAAAAUGUAAACUAUCUAAAUUUGAACUUAUUAAAAAUUACCCUAAAACUAAUGAAAAAAUUCAGAAUUUUUAAAAUUCAUGUAAAUUUCUAUGGAAAAUUGUUCAAAAAUCACAUAUAAAUUUUGUAAAAACUGAAACCAGCUUGAAAAUUUAUCCUCCCCAAAAUUUUCGAAAAUAUUUUCCAGCAAAUCGUCUCACCGAAAAUCCCUCAAACCAUAUUCUUCUCGUCGAAGCCGGUCCGAAAGAUCACAAAUGGGAUUUUCGUUUACAUAUGCCAGCGGCUUUGAUGUACAAUUUAUGUUCCGACACUUAUAAUUGGUUUUAUCACACAACAGCGCAAAAGAAUUUGAAUAAUCGCACUUUUUAUUGGCCGAGAGGGAGGUAAUACAUCUAAUUAAUUAAUUAAUUAAUUAAAAUAAUUGCAGAGUUUGGGGUGGAUCUUCAUCAUUGAAUGCGAUGUGUUAUGUUCGAGGACAUCGGAUGGAUUAUGAUCGAUGGGAAAAAGAAGAGGGAGCUGAUGGUUGGAAUUAUGAGAGUUGUUUGGAGUAUUUUAAGAAGGCCGAAAAUUAUGAUAGGAGUUUGGGAGAAGAUGAUCAAUUUCGGGGGAAUCGGGGGCCGAUGAAUGUGAAGAGAGGAGAUGGAGAACAUCCGUUGCAUAGGUGGGGGCUGGGAUUUGAAAAAUGCUUCAAAUAGAGUAUAAACAUGCCUAGGUUAGGCCUAGCUGCCGAGCCUAGAAAUUCUAGUUGUCAAGGAGCCAUGCCUAGAGAUCUACUAUCUCAAGAAGCCGUGCCUUGAGAGCUUAUAUCUCAAGGAUCAGCGCCUUUAGAGCUUCUUUCUCAAAAAGCGGUGCCUAGAGAACCUAUUUUUCAAGGACCCGCGCCUAGAGCGUCUAGUUGUCAAGUAGCCGCGCUUAGAGAAGCUAUUUUUCAAGUAGCCGCGUCUAGAGAUUCACUAUCUCAAUGAGCCGCGUCUAGAGAACCUAUUUGUCUAGGACACGCGUCUAGACAGCCUAGUUUUCAAAGAGCCGCGUCUAGAGAUUCACUACGUCAAGGAUCAACGCCUAGAAAGCCUAGUUCUCAAGGUGCCGUGCCUUGAGAGCCUCUAUCUCAAGGAGCCGCGCUUAGAGAGCUUCUAUCUCAAGUAGCCGCGCUUCGCGAGCUUCUAUCUCAAGGAGCCACGCCUAGAGAGCCUAGUUCUCAAGGAGCAGCGCCUAGUCUCCCAGAUUUGGAAAAUCAAAUUUUUCUGCAAUUUUUGUCCCGAAAAAAGAAAGCUAUCGUUCAAUCAAAAUUUUGGGAUUUUUCAGAUACUUAGAAAAUUUUUGAAACGUAUUUUUUUCGAGGUGAAUUUUUAAAUUCAAAAAUUUUCCAGAGCCUGGCUCGAAGCCGGAAAACACCAUCGCAUCGGUACAACAUCAGAUCAAAACGGCAAAGAUCAAGAGGGAAUCGGAUAUAUGGACAUGACAAUUCAUAAUGGCGAAAGAGUUAGCGCAUCUAAAGCCUAUAUCCAUCCGAUUUUGGGAAAACGCGAGAAUUUGAUCACAUCUUCGGGAAUAACUUGUACUCGAGUGCUUUUUGAUGGAAAUCGAGCGAUUGGCAUUGAAUUUAUCAGAAAAUUGAAUUUUGUUGGGACGGAGAAUAUCGAUUCUUAUAGCCGCGAGAAGAUCUAUAUUCAGGGAGAUGGGGAUGUUAUUUUAUCCGGCGGUGCUAUAAAUACACCACAGAUUUUGAUGUUAAGUGGACUUGGACCUGCUGAACAUCUCAGGUCUCACGGGAUACCAAUUGUUGCUGAUCUUCCUGGUGUCGGGCAAAAUCUACAGGAUCAUUUGGAGAUUUAUGUGCAGCAAGAAUGCCGCAAACCGAUCACCCUGUAUAAUCAAUCUUCUUGGAAAUUCCCGCAUAAUAUGGUGAAGAUUGGGUUGGAGUGGUUUUUGGCGAGAAAGGGAUUGGGAGCGAGUAGUCAUUUGGAGACGGGUGGAUUUGUGAGAAGUUCCGAUGACGUGGCACAUCCUGAUAUACAGUUUCAUUUUUUGCCGUCCACUGUUCAUGAGGAUGGAAGGGUUAAUGGAAGUUGUCAUGGGUAUCAGGUAGGCGUUUUUUUAUUUUUAUAAAUUGAAAAUUUAAAAAUUAAAAAAAAAAUUUAAAAGCUUCAACAAUGAAAAUUGAGCCCUAAGAAUUAUCAGAAACUCUGAAAAUAAAAAUAGAUAGAAAUCAUGAAUUUCAGCUCCAAAAGAAUAGAUUUUAUCCAUAAAAAUGAGCUAGAAUUGAAAAUCGUGAAUUCGGAGUAACUUCGAAAUGACGAUUUAUUAUUUUUAUCCAUUUUCGAAGUUACUCCGAAUUCACGAUUUUUUAAUUUAGCCUAAGUUUGUGGAUGAAAUGAGCUAAUGAUUUUUCAGACUAAAAUUUUAUUUUUUCUUCUAAAAUUUCAGAAAUUCUUUUUUCAUGCUUCAAAAGUACCAAAAAUUGAGCCCUAAAAUAUAUAAGAAACUUUGAAAAAAAAAAUUUAAGUGAGCUUGUCUGAAACUAAAAUUUCAGAUUUUCAAAAAUAGUUUUCAAAAUUUCAGAAAUAGAGUUUAGAGUUUCAAAAAUACCAAAAAUUGAGAGAGUGAUCGAAAAUUCCGAACAAAAUUCAUCAAAGAUUUCCAGGUGCACGUUGGUCCAAUGCGCUCCAAAUCAACCGGCUACAUAAUGCUCCAAUCAAAAGAUCCCAGAAGAGCUCCAAUCAUAAAUCCGAAAUAUUUGGAUAAAGACGAGGAUUGGAAAGAGUUCCGAAAAUGUAUUCGAAUUUCGCGCGAAUUAUUUGCGACACAGCCUUUUGAUGAGUUUCGAGGCAAGGAAUUGGCACCUGGAAGUGAUUGCCAAUCUGAUGCGGAUAUUGAUCGAUUUGUUAGGUGAGAGCGGGGUAUUUCGAAGGGAAAUUUGGGAUUUUUGAGGUUUUUUGGACUUUAAAAGCUUUAUUUUUCUGAAAAUUCAAUAGUUAUCUUAUAAUUAAAUUUUUUUAUUCAGAAAAAAUAUUGAUUUAAGAGACGUUUUUUGCAAAAAGGCAAAUAGGGUCGGACAACAAAAAAGGGUGUAAUUUUAGAAUCGGCUCAAUUUUUUUUUAUUGAUACAUGGAUAGAUGGUGAACAUUUUCCACCAUAUUUUUUUCCAUAAAAUCGAUGCACCAAUUUGGUGGGGGUGAUGAAUGCGAAAAAGGGCAUUUUUUCAAAAAAUCAGAACUCAGCUCAAACUUCAUUAUUUUUGAGGAUCAAAAAAGGAUUUUGUAGCUCUUGAGACGCUCUUUACUCCUGAAUUUACUAGAAUUGCCGAAAUCCAAAAAUAAAUUUUCAAAAUCGAUGAAAAAUUUUUGACGCUAAUUUUCCCCCCUUAAACGCCAUUUCCGCAAUUUCUAACUCGAUCCAUUAGAUCCGCCUUGCAAUUUUACGGCGGAUUAGUCGAAAAAAACGGAAAAAAGGGGGGGCCUCAGAAAAGUUUGUUUCCACCUUCUAAUUUUCAUUCUGACGCGCGCAACACACAUGUGUGUAUUUUGUGUGCGCAUGCUCCCACAUAUAUGUGUGUUGUGUGUUAGAAGCUUGAAAUAUACAAGGGUACUGUAGUGUGUAGUUUUUUUUGUAUUUUAAUUGUAGAUUUAGUAUCUGGGGAGGUAAGAAAAACCCCGAAAGAUUUUUACAUGCAAAAAUGUUUUUCCUGGGGGUAGACCUUUUUUGAGAUUUUUUUUUUGGUUCUAAAUUUUGAAAAAUUGUAACUUUACUUAUAGUGGACGAAAAAAAUCGAACAUAAAAUCUAAACAAAGCUUACAUUUCGCUCUAUGAAUUCAGCUCAUGGACAGUUCUAUGGACUGGAGAAAAUGGUUGUAACAAACUUUUUUUUCUGACCUCAGACAUUUGAAUACAUCUUUGUUGUCUUAACGAAACACUUUGAAAAUGUCGGGAACUAUAACCUCUCAACUAUUCGCACCAGAAAAAGCUAGCAGCCAUUCCUAGAGAACUACUCGGGAAAAAUCCCGCAAGUGCCGGCAAGAAUUGAAGUCGAGCCGCAAUGGCUGCGGGUGAAGCCGCCGUUGUUGCGGGGGAAAGACAAGGGGAAUGUGAGAGAGCGCAGACGCUCGCUACUUUUUGUCUGUCUGCCUGUGCUCUCUCACACUUCCCUUGUCUUUCCCCCGCAACAACGGCGGCUUCACCCGCAGCCAUUGCGGCUCUACUGCAAUUCUUGCCGGCACUUGCGGGAUUUUUCCCGAGUAAUUUAUCCUCGCUAUCAGAGCACUACAUGUCAGCCCUUCGAAAAUUGAACAUCGCUGAGAGUGAAGUAGACUCAGAAUCAGUGAAAAAAAGAAAAAAAUCUAUAAUUUUUGAAAUCCCUGUUGUUGCACAUAUUUUGUUUCGAAAUAAGUUGAGGCCUUUUACUCUUAUGGCUAACUGAAUGCUCAAUAAUGUAUUUUAAAAAAUCAAGCUGAAUGCUAUUUCACAAGUUCUAGACCAGCAAUUUUUACUCGCUGUAGAUCACGCGGGAUUCGAAUAUCUUCUCGUUUCUUUCACUUUCAGCGAUUGCUCUUUGACAUGCCGUUAGAGAGCAAGUCUGACAAGAAUCCUAUCAAUUUUCCAAGCGAGAUUUUUCCUUUUCAAACUUGCUCUUUAGGCGUGGCUUCUUGUCAGAGCUUCUUACUAGGAGCAGUACCUAGAGAUAUUGGAUCUUUUUUGAAGGCGCAACGACUUGACAUAAAAACUAUCAAGAGGCCGUACCAAGUGAAAGUUCUUAACGCAACGUUGCCAGACAUAGCAGCUCUUCUAGUGCUGAUAGAGAGCGCGUAAACUUCAUUUUCGAUUCCCUGAAACUUUUCCCAAAACUUAUUUUUUAGAUAAUAUUUUUCAUAAUGUGAGGAAUCGAUCCAGUGAACUUUUUUUUACGUUUUUAACUUUACUUAAAAUUGCAGCCUGCAGAAAACACUAUUUCUGUUUAUUUUUGCAAGAGAAAAGUAUACAAUCGAUGUUCAGAACUACGGGGAACCCGGAAAUCUAUCGAUUUUAACAUUUUCAAUACAAUACGAAAAUAUAUACGUAAUUUCGAAUCUAGACAAUAGAACACUUCACACUUUUCAAAAAAUAUUUCGAAUUUUCGUUUUUUUUUUUGAAAAUUUCGGUCAGAAAAAAAAGUUUGUUACAACCAUUUUCUCCAGUCCAUAGAACUGUCCAUGAGCUGAAUUCAUAGAGCGAAAUGUAAGCUUUGUUUAGCUUUUAUGUUCGAUUUUUUUCGUCCACUAUAAGUAAAGUUACAAUUUUUCAAAAUUUAGAACCAAAAAAAAAAUCUCAAAAAGGUCUACCCCCAGGAAAAACAUUUUUGCAUGUAAAAAUCUUUCGGGGUUUUUCUUACCUCCCCAGAUACUAAAUCUACAAUUAAAAUACAAAAAAAACUACACACUACAGUACCCUUGUAUAUUUCAAGCUUCUAACACACAACACACAUAUAUGUGGGAGCAUGCGCACACAAAAUACACACAUGUGUGUUGCGCGCGUCAGAAUGAAAAUUAGAAGGUGGAAUCAAACUUUUCUGAGCCCCCCCCCUUUUUUCCGUUUUUUUCGACUAAUCCGACGUAAAAUUGCAAGGCGGAUCUAAUGGAUCGAGUUAGAAAUUGCGGAAAUGGCGUUUAAGGGGGAAAAUUAGCGUCAAAAAUUUUUCAUCGAUUUUGAAAAUUUAUUUUUGGAUUUCGGCAAUUCUAGUAAAUUCAGGAGUAACGAGCGUCUCAAGAGCUACAAAAUCCUUUUUUGAUCAUCAAAAAUAAUGAAGUUUGAGCUGAGUUCUGAUUUUUUGAAAAAAUGCCCUUUUUCGCAUUCAUCACCCCCCACCAAAUUGGUGCAUCGAUUUUAUGGAAAAAUAUGGUGGAAAAUGUUCACCAUCCAUCCAUGUAUCAAUUAAAAAAAAUUGAGCCGAUUCUAAAAUUACACCCUUUUUUGUUGUCCGAGCUCCUUCAUUAAAAUUCACCUUUUUGCAAAAAACGUCUCUUAAAUCUUCAAGUUCAAAAAGUUAUCCUAAUUGUAAAUGUUUUUUUUUGCAAUUUGAAAGAUGACCUAAAAUUUUAAAAAAUCCAAUUUCUCUAAUUUUCGAAAUUUUCCUCAAAUUUGUUCAUAAAUGGAAAAUUCGUGUAGUUCUCGAGGACAACCUUGAUGUUUCAAAAAUUCAAAAAAAUCGGAAGUUUCCGUGUAGUUCUCGAGAAGAACCGCAAAGUUCUAAAAAAUCAAAAAAAAAUUGGGAAAUCCGUGUAGUUCUCGAGGACAAUCGGCAAAUUUCAAAAAUUCAAAAAAAUUGGAAAUCUGUGUACUUCUCUCGGAGAACCGCGAACUUUCAAAAAUUCAAAUUUUGCAGAGAAAAAGCGGCUUCUGCCUAUCAUCCAUCUUGCACUGCAAAAAUGGGCCCCGCCACCGACAAAAUGUCCGUAGUCAACCCGAAAACUUUGGAUGUUUACGGGACUGAAAAUCUGAAAAUCGUCGACGCCUCGAUUAUGCCAUCAAUAGUUAGCGGAAAUCUGAAUGCGCCUGUGAUUAUGAUGGCCGAAAAAGCGGCGGAUUUGAUUAAGAAUGAACAGCAGAAACGGGUUUAG
Molecule: messenger RNA, 8365 nt
Organism: Caenorhabditis angaria
Lineage: Eukaryota; Metazoa; Nematoda; Chromadorea; Rhabditida; Rhabditidae
Source: the annotation of a GenBank genome assembly